AUGGGCCUUCUCUCACUCGGAAGAAAAAGGCCUCCGACGGGGAAAAAGGUCGAUGAUGACGUGUCAGAUACCGAUUCGGUAUCAGCCCCAAGCCUCGCCACGACAGGCCCCGGUAGUUCCUCUCGCGACUCCUCCCCAGCCAAACCGUCCGCCGCGUCCGGAGACGCCAGCCGGACGGGAGUUAAGGACGUGCCUCGCCGGCCGGGUUCCGCCGCGGCGAAAGAAGCGCCUCACACAGUGAACAUCCUUAAAAAGACGUACGAGAACGUGCAAUACUUCUACGUCAUGGGGAAGGAGUUAGGUCGCGGGCAAUACGGCGUGAUCCGGCUGUGCACGGAGAAAGCGACGGGGUUGUCGCUGGCGUGUAAGAGCAUUAAUAAGGCGAAGCUGGCGGGGACGCGGGAGGUGGAGGAUGUGCAGAGGGAGGUGAAGGUGAUGGAGCUGCUUAAGGGCCACCCCGCCGUGAUCGAGCUGCGCGCGACUUACGAAGACCAGAAGCGUGUGCACUUGAUCAUGGAGCUGUGCGAAGGCGGCGAACUCUUUGAGCGAAUAAGCAAGCGAAAGCAUUACCCGGAGAACGAGGCGGCGGAGGUUUGUCGCACGCUCGUAUCGGUCGUUGCGCACUGCCAGUCGCACGGGCUCAUGCAUCGCGAUCUCAAGCCCGAAAACAUUCUGCUCGUCAGCCAAUCGUCGCACACGCGAGUCAAAGUCGUCGACUACGGCCUCGCGGUUUUCGUCAAACCAGGUGCAAAACUCACCACAAUGGCGGGCAGCGCGUACUACAUAGCGCCAGAGGUGCUGAACAACUGUUACGGGCUGGAGGCGGACAUGUGGAGCGUGGGGGUGAUCCUCUACAUCCUGCUGUGCGGCCUGCCGCCCUUCUGGGCGGAGAAGGAGGAGGGCAUCUUCGCGGCCAUCAAGACGGGCAAGAUCGACGUGUUCACGGGCGUGUGGGAGGGCGUGUCGCAGGACGCAAAGGACUUGGGGACGGGCAAGAUUGACGUGUUCACAGGCGUUUGGGAGGGCGUGUGGGAGGGCGUGUGGGAGGGCAUGUCGCAGGACGCCAAAGACCUCGUGAUUAAGCUCCUUACCCGGGAUCCGUCCAAGCGGAUCACACCAGACAAGGCAUUGGGUGAGUGGAGGGUGGUGGUGGGAUGGGUUAUAGGAGAUGCGGAAUCACUACCUGAAGUGGAUGCAGGGCGUGUGGGAGGGUGUGAGGGAGGGAGGGUGUGUGUGUGGGAGGGAGGGCGUGUGGGAGGGAGAGUCCCACCGCUGGUGGAAGCAGCACGCGGGGGCAGCUCGUUUCCCCUCCUCCUCCCUCCUCUCUGGGAUCCAACUUUGAGUCAACUGAAGAUAAAACUCCUGUAUUCCCCUCCUCUCCUCUUCCCCUCCUCUACCCCCCCUCCCCCCCUCUCUCCCCCCUGUGCAGCCCACCGCUGGUUGAAGCAGCACGCGGGCGCAACCCGCUUCCCCUCCUCCGCCUCCCUCUCCGGAAUCCCCCCCAAGCCCGCCACUGCUGACGUCAUGGGCGCGUUCAGGCGCGACAGCAGCGUCAGCAGCAGCACAGGGGGGAGCGCGCGCCCCAGCUCCAGCAGCGGGGCGGGCGCAGGGGGAGGGGGAGGCGGAGGGGGGGCGCACCACCAUCAUCACGCAGGGGGGGGCGGGGUGGGGGGACUGGCGGGGGUUCUAGCAGGGGGAGACUCGUCCUUGCUUUCCAAAGCGAUUCUCUCCCUUAAGAAAGUUGGCAGUGGCAGCGGUGGCGGGGGCGGCGGGGGAGGAGGAGGAGGAGGCGGGGAGGGAGCCCAUAGCGAUCUGCUAAUGCUUCUAGAAGCUCUGAAGAAAAAGGUGGGGGACGGGGGGGUGGCAGGAGCAGCAGGGGGAGCAGGACUCCCCCCUCCUAUAGUGCCUCGAUCGCGAAGCGUGGGCAUGAGUCGUAGUGGGUCGUUAUCAGGAGCUGAAUCCGAUGCUGACGGUGCUGCUGGGAAAGACAGACGGUCGGCGUCUGCCCGGCACGGCUCCGGAUUGGUCGGGGCAGACGACGAAACUUCCGAAGCUGCCCUGCAGGCGUUUCUCGCGGCUGCCCGGGAGGUGCUGAGGAAAGAUGGGGGGGAGGGAGGGGGGGGAGGUGCGGGAGGGGAGGAACGAUUGGCAAAACUUUUAGCUAAGCUCGAAGCAACGGGCGGUGGAGGAGGAGGGAGGGAGGAUCGACCGGGGUUACCUAGGGGCGGCAGCACGGGGGGGGGAGGGGCGGCAGGCCGGCCGAAGCUGCCGCCCUCCCGGAGCACAAGAGACGCGUCGGAUCAUGAGGGGGAUGACGACGGGCGGCGGAUCAGAAAAGAAGUCAAGCUUCCGUCGUCUGCUUCUGUGUCUGCUGCUGACGCUGGGUCGAAACUUUUACGGCACCGGUCGGAAAAUGUCGGGGCGAUUUUGACCAAGGGAGGGAAGCCCGGGCAGCCCGGAAAAUCUAUGGAGGAGAUUUUUGCGGAUAGGGAUAGGGAGAGGGAGAGGGAGAGGGAUGGGAAAGAGAAGGACGGGGAGGACACGAGGAAGAAAGGAGAGGAGGAGGAGCCGGUUCGGCCAAAGCGAACGUUGCGGCGCGGGCUUUCGUCUGCUAGUGUGUCUUUCGACCCGGAGGUUGAUGGUGGGGAGAAAGGAGGAGGAGAGGCGGGGGAGAAGGAGCGGGAGCGAGUCGGGAGGGAGAGCCGAGAGAGCCGCAGCGGAAGCAGCGCCAAGGGAAGGGACUUGGAGCGCUCUCCCUCACCUCCUCCCGCUUCCUCUGCUGCUGCUCCCGGUGCCGCCAGCGACGAAUCACAUGACGAGAAGGAGGGUGCUGGUGAGGAUGGUGGUGCGGGAGCAAAGGGGGGAGCAGCGGGGGCGAGGGGCAUGUCUCGGGUAUCGGAUAAGGCUAAGAGUGCCAAGGAGCGGUUGGAGGGGAACAGCUUGUUUCGGCACAAGUCGACCAACGUUUCUGCUCUUGUUCCGGUCCGGGACGGCCGCGACGGGCGAGAUGGGAGAGACGGGAGGGACGGGAGGGAGGGGAGAGAGGGGAGAGAUGGGUCGGCAAGAGGUGGUGGGGGAGCAAGGCCUGUUUCUCCUCUAUUGGAUGAAUCUUCUCGCUCCCGUCCGUCUAAUCGGGGAGGAAUAGGAGCUCCGCCGUCCCCGACAGCCAGUGUGAGCAGCCGAGCGGGCGGCGGCGGCCGGCGUGUUUCGGCUACUAAUGGCCUGGUCCGGCGGAAAUCGGCAGAUGUGGGGAAGCUGUUGGAGGAUUUGGGCGGCGACGGGGGGAAGGAUGCCGGGCGGGACGGGGCGGAGAGCACGAGCAGCGGCGGGCGGAAAUCGGCUGCUUCUGGCGGCUCGUCUGCUUCUCGGAGGCGGCCGAGUCGGGAUUUUGAUGACCUGGCGCGGACGGGCGGAGUUGUAUUUUCUGUGUCGGCGGGCGGCGGACUGAGUCCCCUUAAGGCGCCUAAAAUGGUGGCGCCUUGGAAAAGAGAUGAGAACGGGGAGGAGGAGGGAGACGGAGGAGCGAGGGAGAUGGGUCGGGCAGAUAGGGAUAGGAGUGGAGGGAGGAGUGGGGGGAGGGAAUGA
Closterium sp. NIES-65 is the source of this 3585-nucleotide messenger RNA. The record is from the annotation of a GenBank genome assembly. NCBI's taxonomy places the organism in Eukaryota, Viridiplantae, Streptophyta, Zygnematophyceae, Desmidiales, Closteriaceae.